AUGGCUAGAAUGAAGCGACCAACCGUGCGUAAUCCUCCUCCGUCGCAUGCAGUCGCACAACCGCCGGCGCAACCGCCUAGCCCACCGCCCGUCACCACCGCUGCUGCUGCCGUACGAACUCCUGUCUUUUCGCGAAGACAACCGGCGCGGAGAGGAAAGAGAGUCCCUGUUACAAAAAAGCUAAAGGGUGAUACUUCAACCCUUCUCAUCGAUGAAGACUCUUCGUCUCCUCUGCCGUCGCCAUCGUCGGCGCUACCACCCACUCCCGCUACUGUCGCUGUUGACCCCAUUCUACCAGAAGCACCCAUCAUUGUUCCCCCUUUGCAAAUGGUUCCAUCCGAUGCCAUUAUCCCUUUCACAGACCCCUUGAAGAGAAUCAGAGAAAUGGUGCGAUCCUCAACAGUACCAACUUCAAAGGAUACCCCAACUCCAUCUCUGACUACUACCAACAAUGAGACACUCAAAACUUCUCAAAAGGUACUCUCCUCAUCUGAUAGCACACCCCCUGAGGGCCUCUUCACUUCWGAUUCUGAGGAAGAAGAGGACCCUGCCUCUAUGGCAGGGGAAAUUUUCAUGGAAAGUGAGCAUGCAGUCUUGCCAAUAUCACGGUCAUUGAAAAACCGAGGACACCUCUGUUUUUAA
Molecule: messenger RNA, 642 nt
Organism: Cynara cardunculus var. scolymus (artichoke)
Lineage: Eukaryota; Viridiplantae; Streptophyta; Magnoliopsida; Asterales; Asteraceae
Product: proline-rich receptor-like protein kinase PERK9
Exons: 1
Coding region: 1-642 (213 amino acids)
Source: RefSeq, a predicted model, not a curated record